AUGUGUAAUAACAAGAAUAAGCUGCCACAAGAAGAAUUACCGCACCAAUGUAUCGCACGACUAGAAGCCACCGUGCAAUCACUAACAACAGCAAAUAGUAAUUUGACAAACGAAAACGUUGAAUUACAACGUUUAAAUGCACAACAAGCGAUCAAAAUUGAAGGUUUAGAAAAAAAAUUAAAGGUGCUUGAAGAUAAGCUUGAUGGUUUAAUGGCAGCCAAUUCAGGCGGAAGUGAUUCGUCGAAUUCACCUCCAUUAGUGAAGAAAUAA
Rotaria socialis is the source of this 270-nucleotide messenger RNA. Lineage: Eukaryota; Metazoa; Rotifera; Eurotatoria; Philodinida; Philodinidae. The record is from the annotation of a GenBank genome assembly.